Molecule: messenger RNA, 766 nt
Organism: Bactrocera oleae (olive fruit fly)
Lineage: Eukaryota; Metazoa; Arthropoda; Insecta; Diptera; Tephritidae
Gene: UQCR-6.4
Product: Ubiquinol-cytochrome c reductase 6.4 kDa subunit
Biological process (GO): mitochondrial electron transport, ubiquinol to cytochrome c
Cellular component (GO): mitochondrial inner membrane
Source: RefSeq, a predicted model, not a curated record
GUUUUUUAUGCCAAUUGAAUUUGUAUAUAUGUAGUUGGUUUUAAGUGGGAGGGAAGUUUAAUUUUUACGAAUAACAAUUGUGUCACCUCUCAGCUGUUUGCUAUAAAACCGAUCGUUCACGAUUGUAAAAGAAAUUUGUCAUACACAACAAAAAAAAAAAUUAUAAUAACUUAUUAGUUUUGUAUUUGUGUUUUAAAAGUAAUAAAUUUGAGUCAAUACUGUAAACGUUCUAUAGAACAGUUUAAAGGUUUAAACCUAACUAAUACCAAAAUUUUGGUUUUAUUGUUAAUAACUUCGUCACCGUUCACAACAAUAAAAUUCACAAUAGGUGCCAAUCAUCAAUAAAAGCACCGAGGUUAACAUUAUAUUUGACGUCUGCUCAGUCGAAGAUUUUCGUGAUCUAAAAAUUUAUAGUUCUUCUUGACCUGUGCAAAUCAAAUUUUAACAAAAUGAGGAUUCCAUUUGGCAAAAAGCAUGCUGAAAUCGCCACUUCCUUCGUCUCAUCGGCGGCAGGAUUUGGUGGCGCAGCGGGGCUUGCUUUACUCUACAUGACAGAUUGGAAAUUGGUGCUGCAAUACCUGCCAAUCUACAACACGAAAUUUGACAAAUCCGAAUAAACUGUUUGCUGCUAUUGGAAAAACAUUUACAUUUUUCGCUCUAUCCUUAUGUUGUUCAUAAAUCUAAAGUAACUUACAUUAUGCACGUAAUGUGUUCUAAAAUAAAGUAGUGUGGAAGUUUCAGUGAAAUGUACAAUGUACAGCACAAA